Molecule: messenger RNA, 3953 nt
Organism: Misgurnus anguillicaudatus (oriental weatherfish)
Lineage: Eukaryota; Metazoa; Chordata; Actinopteri; Cypriniformes; Cobitidae
Product: interferon-inducible GTPase 5-like
Cellular component (GO): membrane
Molecular function (GO): GTP binding
Source: RefSeq, a predicted model, not a curated record
CUCACAUAAAUAUUUGAAUUAGAAGAAUUGGCGAGUAGUUGCAGCUUGACUGUUGGCAAACUCGCAUUUAAAGUCCAACAAUUUCCACCCCUUUUAAGUAAAUAAGGAUUUGCCUGGUGUGGUAUCCUGAAACAGGGCAGCUGACACAAAGAAUUCAAGGUGAUCUGGUUUAUUUUAACAGUUGCUUAAACCUGUGCAAGAACUUUGAAGGUAUUACAUCUGGAUUGCUGUGCAAGCUUGUGUAGUUGACUCUAUCGUUUGAAAAAAUUCAGGUUUUUAAAAAAUGGAAGCUCAAGACUCUGCUGUUCUUGAAGCAGUACAUGCAUCAGGGGAAUCCACACUGGAAAAAGCUAAAGCAAAAGCUUUAGCAGAAUUCAACCAGUUGUUAAAUGUUUCACUUGACAUUGCUGUGACAGGAAGGACAGGAGCUGGGAAAUCCUCCCUUGUAAAUGCUCUUAGAGGCCUGAGCGAUGAAGAUGAAGGUGCAGCCCCUACUGGAGUCACAGAAACUACAAUGGAGCCCACCAUGUAUGAGCAUCCUGGAAUGCAAAAUGUGAAAAUCUGGGAUCUGCCUGGAAUAGGAAGCCCAGACUUUAAAGCCAAUAAAUAUCUUAAAAAGGUCAAAUUUAAUACCUAUGAUUUCUUCAUUAUCCUUAGCUCAGAGAGGUUCUGCGAGGACGACAUCAUGCUGGCAAAUGAAAUAAAAAAGAAGAAAAAAAACUUUUACUUUGUUCGUUCAAAGAUUGACAACGACAUCUCUUCAGAGGAAAGAAAAAAAGGAUUUAAUGAGCAAAAAGUUCUUUGCCUAAUAAGGGAAGACUGUGAGAAAAACUUAAAAAGAGUGGGAAACCCCAAAGUUUUUUUGAUAUCAUCUUAUGAUUUGGAGAAAUAUGAUUUUGAAAACCUUAGAAUGACACUAAAAGAGGACCUGCCUACCCAUAAGAGAUCUGCUCUCCUACAAGCCUGGCCAGUUUGCUCUGCUGAAGCUCUUGAAGAGAAGAUCAAGUUCUAUAAAGGGCUAAUAUGGGCUGCAUCUCUUGCAUCUGCAGGAAUAGCAGUGGUCCCUGUGCCUGGCCUAUCAGUAGCAUGUGAUGCAGGCAUUGUGGUAGCAUUCUUUGUACGGUGCUACUAUGCAUUUGGCUUAGAUGAUAAAUCAUUGACCAGACUUUCGGAGAAAGUGAAUAUCCCCUUGACAGAAUAUUUGGGCAAAUCAAGGAUCACUGCUGCUCUUAAAGAAAAAGCAGUGACCAGGAUAGGUGUAUCUGCAUCAUUAGCAGUGGUGGCUACAGCUGAAUUUGCAUUGAGUCUUGUUCCAGGUGUGGGCAGUGCUGCUGCUGCAGGAUUAUCCUUUGCUACCACACAAUACCUUCUGAGAGAAGGAUUAAAUGAACUGGCAAAAACUGCUCGGGAAAUCAGAAAAUUAGCUGGACUGGAUACAAUAUGUAAUGACUCCAAGUUGGCCUGAGCAUGUGAUUUUUUUCAAGAAACAGUAUGAUGUUUGAUUUAUCUUGUUCAGGGGCCGUAUUCACAAAGAAUUUUAUCUUACCACUAUGAGUACUUCUAAACAGUAAAAGAUUUUAGCUAGGAGUUUUCUCUUAAAAGUUAUUUACAAUGCCUUUCAGACCUACUCUUAGUAAGAAAAAAUGACAACUCCUAAACUAAGAGUGAGUCUUCGUUGUUAUGGAUGACGUCAAUUCUCAUGCACAAGCUUCCUCGCAAUGACCACGGUGAUUGGUUGUUAGAUGACAGGGCUAUGAUGCGGAACAUAACACAGACACACCAAGUCAUGGAAUUACGACAUCGAUAUAUAGAUAUAUGUCCUACACAAAAUAAUAAUAGUAAUGCCGUCGAAAUGCAUAUAUAAUGUCAUGUUUGUGCAGGCCCCAGUGAAGUUUAAUUCUAAAAAAGCAGAGAGAGAUAAAGACGUGAAUUAAAUUAAAUUUAAUCAAGGUAGCCUUAUACCCUAAUGAAAACCGCAAAUUGCCUAAUAAUGAAAAACGACAUUGCAUUAACACUUGCUUGGUUAAUUGACAUCCAAUUAGCCUAAAUAGACUACUUAAAGCAAGGAAAUCUUGCCCCUAUUGGACUAGCCUAAUAAUAGUUAAAUGACGUGGAUUACGAAUAAAUGGAAAAGAAAGCCCAACUGGAUGCAGGAUCAGCUACUGCUGCUGGCCAAGUUGGUGAAACAUAAUAAAAGGGAAAUUUGGCACUAAGAUAUCAAGCAAAACUAAGUGUGAGACAUCGGAGACAGUGAUGCGUGGGUCAAUGUAUAAACAACCCGCACCCGACCGACGUUUUCAACUAACCCACCCCCAACUCGGACCGCAAAAAAUAAAAAUAAAAAAUAAAUAGUGUACCCAACCCGCUCCCUGGCCCGCAUUUUUUAAAAGUAGUAAUUGUUUAAAAUAGUUAACUGGCAUCUUUAUUUCAAACAACCUGACCGACCGCGACCCGAAUAUCAUUAAAAAUAUUUUUGGAUGACUCAUAACCGCAGGCACACGCUCAUUUCGGAUCAACCCGCGCAUCACUGAUGGGAGAGGAUUUGUUUGCGGAUCAAUGCAGCAUUCCCGCUUGUGUCGCGGACCCCGGACGACUGCGAGAGGCGGUGGUAUGCACUACAAUCGCAGUCGAGGGUUGAGAUUGCAGCCUUUAAACAGGCAAGCAUGGCAACAGGUAACGUAGGCCUAUAAUAUUAAAUAUUUAAUAUCAUUAUUGUUUCAUGUAAUUCUUAAAACUUCCUGCUUGUCAUGAAUGUAAUGAAUUAUGAAACAAAUGCCAUAAACAAUAUGCUUACAUUAAAGUGUGGUUUUAAGUGUUAUGUAGGCAAUGCUUUUGCGUUGGUGAAACUGUCCAUGUAUGUGUUAAGGAGGAUCAGACAGCACCUAAGCCAUUUUACGAUCCUUUGUGAAUAGGUCUUAGUGAGUUGGAAGUCCUCUCGACUUCUUUUAAGCCGUCGCAGACUUAGGUGCUACUUUUAGGGCUAAAAUGCUUUGUGAAUUACUCUUAGUGAAAAAAUUAGGAGUCCUAAAGUUAGGAGUGACACGCCCAAUAUUUUUAGGAGUUGCUCCUAAAUUCGCUAGUUAGGAGCUACUUUUAGCCUUUAAAUUCUUUGUGAAUACGUCCCCAGGUUUUUACAUAAAAGCAUAUACGCAUUAAUCUGUCAUGGAAUAAAUUGUCAAAUUAUGUUGCUUGUUCUUUUUUUUGCUGACAUUUAUUUGUAAAGGUUCUUGUGGGCUUUAAGAAUACGUAUCAACUUUUACUCUAUCAAUGCCUGUCCUGACUACCAUAUAUCUUCAUAUCUUAACGUUUUGUUAUUUUUAUUAAUUUUUCCCAUUUUUAGAUUUUCAUUAAUCUAUUAGUGUGUAUUUUCAUUUGCUGAGAUAAAAUAUGAACUUCUGUAACACAAAUAAACAAUAGUUCUGAGGCACUCACAAGGAAUACAAGUUUGUAUAACAAAUAACAAACGAAGGCCACAGAGGACCGAAACAUGUUGGCAUGUUUUUAAUGGAUUGCCAAGGUUAAAAUAAAGGCUUUUUAAUUUAUAUUCCUUGUGAGUGCCUCAGAACUAUUGUUUUUUUGUGUUACAUUUUGGAUCUCCAAGCUGAAGAGCGCCAGAGGAAUACACCUUUCUACACCCAAGUGGCACUUCUAUUAACUCGCUUCUGUAUUUUUGUCUCCCUGUAUACCUGUCAUAUUCCACUUAAUUAACAAGAUACAUGUUUUAUGAGUUUAAUAAUAGAUUACAGUAGUAGAUGAAUUAGACAAAGAAAGAGAUUCUGUAACGCAGGAAAUUUCCCUGGUUUUAAAGUCAGUGUAAACUCAUUUCAGAUAAUUGUUUCUAAACACAUUAUAAAUGUGACAAAUGUAUUACUGAAACAUGUUACAAAACUGUGAACUAUGUGGUACUGAUUCUGAAUUGUAUAGUUACAUCAUUAAACUUUUUUCCAUUUUUU